GGCGUACUUAAUUACCUGGUGAGGGCAGUACCUUCACUGGUCUCAGUAAAAAUAAAGAUAUAUUGAGAGUGGCGAGUUGAGAAUCAUCAUGGCCCAGGAGAUGAAGCUCAAGAGGAGGAUAUCUCUUAAGGAAACUUUCAACACGUACAUGCCUGAAUUUAAUGAGGAAAAUAUAUUUCUGGUUCAGGUUGUUGUGGCUGUUAUUAUUGGCGUUGUAACACUCGUAAUUUUAUGGCGUCUGUUUCGUGCAACUAGCAAACGACGUGCAGUAUUACUAAUGGGAUUGUGUGAAUCUGGAAAGACGCAGCUAUUUUCACAGUUGUGUUAUGGAACAGAUGUCAUCUCUGUUACCUCCAUUAAAGAGUCUGUUGGAGAAUAUGUGACUGGAAAGAAAUCUUUGCCUGUAUAUGAUCUUCCUGGCCAUGAGCGAAUUCGCUUUGCAGCAUUUGAGAAAGUGAAGAAGUUAGCUCGUGGAAUUAUUUUUGUCCUGGAUUCUGCCACUGCUCAGAAGGAUGUUAGAGAUGUUGCAGAAUUCCUGUAUACUAUUUUGUGUGAUGGAAUUGUGCAGAGUAAAGUGUCCAGAGUAUUGGUGGUGUGCAACAAGCAGGAUCUCAAACUAGCCAGGGCAGCACCUCUCAUACAGAAGACUCUGGAGAAGGAAAUGAAUCUGCUGCGAGUGACGAGUGCCAACCAGCUGCAGUCAGUGGGUGAAGGCAGCAACAACAACAGCUUCUUAGGUCGCCAGGGACAAGACUUUGAAUUCAGUCACCUUGGACCCCUUAAAGUCGAAUUCGUAGAGGCUGUAGCCAAAGGAGGUGAAAACCUGGGAUCUGUCACAUCAUGGCUACGACAGCUGGCUUGAUAGUAAAAUCAGUUGAAAAAAAUUAAUAAAUCACAAACCCUAUUUUCUUUUACAAAUGGGUGAGAAAUACUUCGUGUAUACCAAACUUGUAAGUGUAUAUUUACUAAUUACCAGUGCAGGUAUAUUCUGUCUUAAUGCUGAAUGACCCAUAUGAGGUUAGUGCUUUUUUUUUUUUUCUUUUUAAAUAUAAUGUGCAUCUUAAAUUCUGACUAAAUUGGUAUGAAUGUAGUAUUGCAUUUGAAAGAAAACUCUCCAUGAGAAUUUAUACAAAAAUAUACUACUUGAAAUAUAGCACCCUAAUUGCAACAAAUAUGCAUUCAUGCUUAUCCUUGCAUAUAAUGCAUGAUCUCCUAUUCAGUCAGUGCCCUGUGAUACAGUAGUGAGUAUAGCCAUUAAUACACAGGGAGCACCCAACUUAGGAACACCUAAGUUGCUUAUGUCCGUACUAAUGAAUAAAGCAAUUAAAAAUUUAUAUACACUGCUACACACUUUAAACAGGUGAAACAUGACCAUCCAUUAUUCUAUUAUUUACUAUGGGAAAAUAGGUUUCAUGUUAUAACAACUUGUUUGUAAAUUUAAGCAGCAGGAAUGCAACUUGUUUACAAGUUGGGACCGCGUAUACUUGGAAGUGUGUAGUACAGAACAGGUACUAAAUGCAAGUAAAUAUUUUUUUCUAUUACAGUACAGUACUGUAUUAUGAAAUGGCAUUUAUAUUUCUUUCUUCUCCCAAAUUGUGUACUCUGCAUGUUAGUAAUAUGAGUAUUAGUUUUAAUUCUGGGCUCAUAUUAGUUACAAGAAGAAUAAAUAGGUCAUACAUAUAUAAGAUUCUUUUAAUUUGUUAUAAUUAAUUUCCAUCACAUAGCAUAAGACCUACACAAGUGUGUAAAUACUGUUUAGUGAAAUUUCACAGCAUUUUUUCAGUUUCAUGACACUACAGAUUUGAUGUGCUUUAACCACACUUGCAUGUACUGCAGUCACUGUACAGAUUUGUAGAAGGGAUGAAGAAACAAUGUAAAAUGUCCAAUAUGUCCAGUUAUUUUGUCAGUAGACAGGUUUUCAUGCUCAUUUACAUGAUGUAUAGUGUGCUUCCAAACACAAAAGUAUUUAUUACUCUGCUGGUGUUAAUGGAUGAAGACUCAAAAGGAAGAAUAAUCUCCACAUGAAGCAAAAUAGUGUACCUUUUGUUGGUGAAUAAAGGAACAGUUUGCAAUUA
This is a messenger RNA of Cherax quadricarinatus, 2075 nucleotides long. RefSeq names its product signal recognition particle receptor beta (gene SrpRbeta). NCBI's taxonomy places the organism in Eukaryota, Metazoa, Arthropoda, Malacostraca, Decapoda, Parastacidae. The record is from RefSeq and is a predicted model, not a curated record.